Molecule: messenger RNA, 3043 nt
Organism: Anoplophora glabripennis (Asian longhorned beetle)
Lineage: Eukaryota; Metazoa; Arthropoda; Insecta; Coleoptera; Cerambycidae
Gene: EMC1
Product: ER membrane protein complex subunit 1
Exons: 1
Coding region: 33-2705 (890 amino acids)
Biological process (GO): protein folding in endoplasmic reticulum
Cellular component (GO): EMC complex
Molecular function (GO): protein binding
Source: RefSeq, a predicted model, not a curated record
UGAAAUUCUAGGUUAAGUCAGAUGUAGCAAAAAUGGCUAGUUUUCGAUCAAUAUGUAUUAUAUCCGUAUUUAUUAUAUUAAAUAUAUAUUUAACAUCAGCUCUAUAUGAAGAUCAAGUAGGAAAGUUUGACUGGAAAAGAUCAUUUAUAGGAAAAGUUAAAUAUGCUAAUUUUGAUUCCAAAAGGUUAAUUGUUGCCACUGAAGAAAAUGUUUUGGCUAGUUUAAAUGUAAAGAAUGGACAAAUUUUGUGGAGACAGUUUUUGGAAAACCCUAAAGUUCAACAAAUUGAAGCAAUACAUGUAGAUGCAGAAAUAAUUACAGUGUCUGGUGCUGCAAAUAACUGGUUUGUGCGCAGUUGGGACUUAAACACGGGAACAUUAUUGUCAGAAUGGACUUUGAAUAAUGAAAGAAUAGUUCCAAACAAAUUUAUAAUUUAUAAAGACACACUUAUUCAUGUAGUUCUGUUUGCGGGCUCUCACUUAGAAGCAACAAAUUAUAAUUUACGAAAUGGAGAAAAUGAAGCAAAAGUUACUAAAAUAUCGGCUCCCUGGAUUACGAGUAUUUCAAAUUGUUUAGUCACUCAAAAUUAUUUUGCUUGUAUAUCUAGUAACGAUAAUCUAGGUCAAUUGUAUUAUGUUGAUUUAACAUUAGAAAAUAGUAAAGUCUAUACAAGAUCGAUACAGAGCUUGAUAGGCGAUGGACCUGGAACAGUACAAAUAGUAGACUUUGGAGGAGGAAUACCAGCGUUUCUAUUAUUGAGAAAUAAUGUAGCCAUUUUGGUUCAUGUUGAUGGUGAAAAAGUUGAGGUUAAACCAUUUAAUUUAAUGCCAAAUGCUGUAGGUGUACUAAAUAAUGGCAGAUAUUUUAUAUACCAACUUGAAGCUACAGAAAAUCCUGAAAAAUUGAUUAGAGUAAAAUCUAAAGAUUUUCUUAAUGGUCUUGACGAAUUUUCUGUAGAUUUGGAUUAUCCACUUGGUUUAGGAGCCCCAGUUAUCUUAGCAAGUCAAUGCAAAGGGUCUGUUUGUGAUUUACUAUUAACUACAACAGACGAUGCUCUUUUAUUAGUUAGAUUACCUGAAGGAAAAAUUCUUUGGACAAGAGAAGAAGCACUGAGUAAUAUAGUUGCAACAGAAUUUUUUGAAUUGCCUGUAUCUGAGUUAGACGUGUCUAUAGAAAAUGAAUUCAAAACAUCCUCAAACAGUAUCCUUAACAUGCUCGUACAUAGACUUUCUACCCAAGUUAAACAACUUACAAAUUUAAUUUUUGGCGGGCAACUUUUAACGAAUCAUGGUUUAGUGAGAGAUGAAUUUGGUUUGCAUAAAAUAAUAGUCGUAGCUACAAAAGUAGGGAAGUUGUUUGCUAUUGACACUUUAACAGGCUCGAUAGCUUGGAGUUACAGAUUGCCUAAUAUUAAACCUUUUAAUUCCUUAAAUUCAGAGGAAAUGCUGUUAUUAGUUCAAAGAACUGCACGAUAUGCACCUUUGCCUGCACAAUGUGUACUUCUAGCCCAAGAUGCAGUUACCAAAAAAGGAGUUAUGUUCCAGUUUGAUCCAAUUACAGGAAUUUCUAAUAAUGGAAUCCACAGAUUAGAUUACAAAAUUUCACAAACUAUGUUAGUACCACAUGAAGAUGAGAAUAAUCUUAAAUCUGUUAUAGUACUGUCCACGGACAACAAGGUGUUUAUUUAUCCUGACACUUCCCGACAGUUAGCAUACCAGCAUCGUAAUAAUUUGUUCAUGUAUGUUGUUAACUCGAAUAAUGGAAUAUUAGCAGGUUACAAUUUUCGCCACAGCACUGAAGAUGUCUUGAAGGUAACACCAAUAUGGAACAUUAAUGUUACUCCUUCCAAGUUAGUGGCAGUGAAAGCGAAACAUUCGAAUGAGAGGGUACACUCCCAGGGCCGAGUACUUCCUGAUCGAUCUGUUUAUUAUAAAUAUGUAAAUCCAAAUCUAAUAGCUGUUGCAAGUAUAAGUGAAGACCCAAUUCAUAAACAUGUUUUAAAUGUUUAUUUGGUAGAUGGUGUUACUGGUUUCGUGCUAUAUUCCACUUCACACAAGAGAGCAAAAGAACCUAUUCAUCUCGUACACUCUGAGAAUUGGUUGGUGUACUCCUACUUUAGUGAAAGGUUCCGAAGAACCGAGGUAGUUUCUGUUGAACUGUAUGAGGGUAUAGUUCAAAGCAAUAGUUCUGUGUUUAGUUCACAUGCGAUAAGUUCCUUACCGCAUGCGCUCUCUCAGUCAUAUAUUUUACCUGCGAACCCAUUAAAGAUGGCUGUGACAUUAACAGAAAGAGGUAUAACUAAUAAGUUUCUACUCAUAGCAUUAAGCAAUGGCGGAGUCAUUGAAAUACCUUGGUUGUUGCUUCAACCGAGGUUUGAUGAUGUACCUUGUGGACCUGAAGAAAGUUGCAUUCCAUACAUGCCAGAAAUACCUCUCCCUUCGGAAGCUGUUAUAAAUUAUAACCAAACGUUAGGAAAUAUACGAGGUAUUGAAAUCGCCCCCGCACGGCUUGAGAGUACUAGUCAUGUUUUAAUCCACGGAUUAGAUUUAUUUUAUACAAAAGUAGCGCCAUCCAAAACAUUCGAUGUACUCAAAGAGGAUUUUGAUCAUUUAAUGAUUGUGUUAGUUUUAGCUGGACUUAUAUUAGCAUCUUAUAUAACUAAACACCUUGCUUCAAGAAAAGCACUUAAACAAAUUUGGAAAUAGGGGUUGUAACAUCUAGGUAAUUAUUGUUAUGUUUGUAAAUUAGGAUUCUAAAUAAUUCCAAGCUACAGAAACUACUAAUACUUUUUUAAUUUGUAGAUUUAAGAGAUGUGAUGGGGUUAAUAGGUUGUGUAGCUUGCCUUUUUAUUGUUUCAUGUAGUAUUGCCAUUUUAUCUGUAAAAAUUACACCUAUGAUAAUUUAAAUUUGAUACAAAUGUAUUUAUUACCUUCAAUUUUGUAUAAUAUAAAUUAACGCUGACUGAUUCAGAGAAAUGCCCUUUUGUAUAUUGUAAGUUGUUAAGAAUUAAUGUUCAGAAUGUACAAAUAAAAGGUAAAUCAAA